Messenger RNA from Gavia stellata (red-throated loon), 1185 nucleotides. It is a transcript of the gene GPR132, whose product is annotated as G protein-coupled receptor 132. The record is from RefSeq and is a predicted model, not a curated record. Gene Ontology annotation, molecular function: G protein-coupled receptor activity. Gene Ontology annotation, cellular component: membrane. The coding region runs from base 1 to 1185 and encodes 394 amino acids. Gene Ontology annotation, biological process: negative regulation of G2/M transition of mitotic cell cycle; G1/S transition of mitotic cell cycle; G protein-coupled receptor signaling pathway. The transcript is spliced from 2 exons. NCBI's taxonomy places the organism in Eukaryota, Metazoa, Chordata, Aves, Gaviiformes, Gaviidae.
AUGCAGAGGCCAGGGACAGAAGACUCUUUCCUGGACAGGGCAGAGAGCCAGGAGAAGGAAACAUCAGCUGGAAAAAGAAUAAUGGAAAAUUGUACAGACACAAAUAAUAGCUCCACUUGCCCAGGAAUUCCCUACAAAGACAGCAAGACACUUCUGGUUGCUGUUUACAGCAUCGUUUUUGCCAUAGGCCUUCCAGCAAAUUGCUUAACUUCCCUGCUUACGUUUGUACAAAUCCAAAGGAAUAAAGUAAUUGCCAUCUACAUUUUCAGUUUAUCGUUGUGUGAGCUGAUGUAUUUAAGUACCUUGCCUCUCUGGAUUAUCUACGUGCAACAUGAGCACCAGUGGAAUAUGGGUCUAAAUGCUUGCAGAGUAACAGGAUUCAUCUUUUUCUGCAACAUAUACAUCAGCAUUCUGCUUCUGUGCUGCAUUUCUGUGGAUCGUUAUGUGGCACUGGUGUAUGCUCUGGAGUCAAGGGGGAGAAGAGAACAGAAAAAGGCAAUCAUAAUAGUGUGUUUUCUCUUUGCUGUGGUUGCAGUAAUCCACACUCCAGUAUUUUACAUGGAAGAUAAUUCAGAACAUAAGCGUAACAAUACCUGCUUUGAGACUUUGCCCCUUGACAUAAAAUUGGCUUCUUUCAGCUUUGCCAGAUUCCUAUUUGGAUUUGCCAUACCUUUCGCAGUCCUCAUUUUCACAAACUAUAAAAUUUUCCAAAGUACAAAAACAAGCAGCAGCUUGACUUGUCGCCAAAAAGCCAAAGUGAAGUAUCUGGCUAUCGCCAUUAUUGUCAUUUUCCUGAUCUGCUUUGCUCCCUACCAUGUGGUACUCAUAACAAGAUCCAUAUACUUUAUGUUUCAUCAAAAUUGCUCAUGUCCAUUUGAAAAAGAUAUCUAUUCAAUUUUUACAGUGUUUUUGUGUUUAGCCACUGCGAACAGCAUUGCCGAUCCAAUCAUCUACGUGCUAGUUAGUGAAAAUGUCAGAAAAGAUUUUUAUAGAAGUCUCAGAAGAUGGAGAUUGAACUCAGCCAGGCUGAAUUCAUCCAUUAAUCAUAAGACUGACAGCACAAAAUCAAAAAUGUCAAAAGAAUCACAGGAAGGAGGGCUAAGAGAAGAAAACAAAGAAAUACCAGGUUCAUCUGAUAUUCAAAAGACCUGUAAUAGUGGUAAAGACCAAGAAGAUGGUAGCUAG